GCCUCCCACUUCCGCCUGCUUCCAGUGGCACUUUAGGCUUCGGUUGUUUAUGUUACCGGAGCAUUGAUUUGACCUUAACUCACAGGUGGUGUGUGCUGCUGUCUGUGAUGCUCGGAGGGAGGCUGGGCUCCAGGGACAGGCCGACGGUGGAAACAUGACUUCUGAGUAACGUGCAGUUACUUUAUCUGCUCAGUAUGAACAGCGAGGAGGAGUUUUUCGACGCUGAGACAGGGCUGGAGUCAGAUGAUUCCUGCGAGGUCAGCUUUAAAGAUGCCUCACAGGAGAAUGGAGUGUGGGAGCGCAGGAAAAAGCUGCCAGCUGAAAUGAUCUCCAGAAAUAAUUUCAGUGUGUGGAAUAUUCUGAAGAAAUGCAUCGGCAUGGAGCUGUCCAAAAUAGCAAUGCCGGUUGUGUUUAACGAGCCGCUGAGCUUUCUCCAGAGAAUCUCGGAGUACAUGGAGCACACUCACCUCAUCCACAAAGCCUGCAGUUUAUCAGAGUCCACAGACCGCAUGCAGGUUGUUGCUGCAUUUGCUGUUUCAGCUGUAGCAUCUCAAUGGGAAAGGACUGGAAAGCCUUUCAAUCCUUUACUGGGGGAGACUUAUGAACUUACAAGGGAGGACCAGGGCUACAGAUUGAUCUCGGAGCAGGUGAGCCACCACCCCCCCAUCAGUGCCUUCCACGCCGAGUCGCUGAAGGAAGAGUUCAAGUUUCACGGCUCCAUCUACCCAAAGCUCAAGUUCUGGGGCAAAAGUGUGGAGGCUGAGCCAAAAGGCACCAUGACGCUGGAGUUACUAAAACAUAAAGAAGCCUACACGUGGACGAAUCCAAUGUGCUGUGUGCAUAACAUCAUCCUGGGAAAACUCUGGAUUGAACAAUAUGGAACUGUAGAGAUAGUCAACCACAGGACAGGAGAUAAGUGUGUGCUAAACUUCAAACCCUGUGGGAUGUUUGGAAAGGAGCUGCACAAAGUAGAAGGUCAUAUCCAAGACAAAAGUAAGAAGAAGCGGCGAGUAAUCUAUGGAAAGUGGACUGAGUGCAUGUACAGCGUGGACACCAAGGUUUAUGAAGCAUACAAGAAGUCGGAGAAGAAGAGUGGGGGCGAGGCAAAGAAGCUGAAACAGGAACAAAGCUGUGAAGCAGAGGAGGCAGACGAAAUGCCAGAUGUUCAAGAGACUGUGACUGUGAUACCAGGAAGUGCCUUACUGUGGAGGAUAACACCACGGCCCCCUCACUCAGCACAGAUGUAUAACUUCACCAGCUUUGCCAUCACACUAAAUGAGCUGGAACCCGGCAUGGAGAGACUGCUGGCACUAACAGACUGCCGGCUGAGGCCCGACAUCAGAGCGAUGGAACACGGAGACAUAGAUUUAGCGAGUUCUGAGAAAGAGCGUUUAGAGGAGAAACAGAGAGCUGCACGCAGAGAACGAUCCAGGGACGAGGAGGAGUGGUCAACUAGGUGGUUCCAGCUGGGAACAAACCCGCAUACAGGAGCCGAGGACUGGCUGUACACAGGUGGAUAUUUUGACAGGAACUUCACUGACUGUCCCAACAUUUAUUGACACAGGAGGUGUUUUUU
Archocentrus centrarchus (flier cichlid) is the source of this 1576-nucleotide messenger RNA. Its product is annotated as oxysterol-binding protein-related protein 2-like. The record is from RefSeq and is a predicted model, not a curated record. Gene Ontology annotation, molecular function: cholesterol binding. The transcript is spliced from 14 exons. Bases 195 to 1559 code for a protein of 454 amino acids. Gene Ontology annotation, cellular component: plasma membrane; cytosol; perinuclear endoplasmic reticulum. NCBI's taxonomy places the organism in Eukaryota, Metazoa, Chordata, Actinopteri, Cichliformes, Cichlidae.